Molecule: messenger RNA, 948 nt
Organism: Seminavis robusta
Lineage: Eukaryota; Bacillariophyta; Bacillariophyceae; Naviculales; Naviculaceae
Source: the annotation of a GenBank genome assembly
AUGGCCUCCAAGGAUGAGGUUUCCACGGCCUCGGCAUCUCCUCGAGCCAAGCUGUACCCGGAAAAGCAUUUUAUGAUGCUGGGUAUGCGGUAUGGCAGAUUUCCCAGAUGGAAGAGCUACAAACCAGCCCGUUGUAUUCAACGUUUCAAGGAGCAAUUUGGCUGUCAUCCGAAAACUGUUGCAGAUCUUUGGGAAAAGCUUCGAAAUCAUGACGAUGAAGCGAUCCGUCUACCAAAGAAAGCAAAACCAAAAGAGCUCCUGAUCGGCAUUCGACAUCUAUUCAAAUACCACACGGAGCCUGACCUUGCCAUGUUUUUCAACAUCAAAACUGGGAAGACUGCCAGAAAAUGGGCAAGACGGUACAUGAAGAAGAUUGCGCUGCUUUUGCCAGAAAUGGUGGGUACACUGGCCGACAAUGAUGAGGGACUUAUUUUCUUUAUGUCUCUGGAUGGUACGCAUUGUCCAAUCGAAGAACCACGACCUUGGUCCAAAAAGUGGAGCAGCCACAAGUUUGGCGGAAAGCCCGGUGUGAACUAUGAAUUCGGUCUGUUGUUGCAUAAAGCAAAGCUUGGUUGGAUCCAUGGGCCAACACCCCCAGGAGAGAAGAAUGAUUUGGUGGUAUUCCGUAGCAAGUUGAUGCACGAAAUGCCAGCUGAUCGACGCUUGAUUGCUGAUUCUGGGUACACCGCAGAGCCCGAUUACUUCACCACAAAGAAUGAGCUUGACCCAAAGAAGCUCUCCAAAUUCAAAGAUAGAGUCCUUUCUCGGCACGAGAAUUUCAAUCAACGAGUGAAGUGUUUCGCAAUCACCAGGACGAAGUUUCGUCACCGGGGUUUUGGGGAGAAUUGGGAAGAAGCUCAUGAGACUGCGAUGCAUGCUGUCUGUGUGAUUGUGCAACUGCACUUGGACAAUGGCACACAGAGACUGCUUGAUCCUUAUAGUGUAUAG